AUGGAAAAUUACGGAAAUAGUGAGUUACAACAAGAACCAUCAUCUGGCUCUCGUACGGUAGAUCAAAGUAGCAUUCCAGCAGUUUUACAACUUCGAGCAAACGGACAUGCAGAGCAGGAUAGAGCAGAAAUUCGCAGAAAUUCACACCGUUCUCACAUUAGAUGGGAACAGGAUGUAGUUGACAAUGAGCAUAUGGAUAAGAAAAAACUAAAAUAUGUUGUAUUUAUCAUCCAUCUGAACCUGAUGAAGAUGUAG
Messenger RNA from Henningerozyma blattae CBS 6284, 255 nucleotides. It is a transcript of the gene YPI1, whose product is annotated as type 1 protein phosphatase-activating protein YPI1. NCBI's taxonomy places the organism in Eukaryota, Fungi, Ascomycota, Saccharomycetes, Saccharomycetales, Saccharomycetaceae. Gene Ontology annotation, molecular function: protein serine/threonine phosphatase inhibitor activity. The record is from RefSeq and is a predicted model, not a curated record. The transcript has a single exon. Bases 1 to 255 code for a protein of 84 amino acids.